Molecule: messenger RNA, 1758 nt
Organism: Pseudogymnoascus verrucosus
Lineage: Eukaryota; Fungi; Ascomycota; Leotiomycetes; Thelebolales; Thelebolaceae
Exons: 1
Coding region: 131-1507 (458 amino acids)
Biological process (GO): ribonucleotide metabolic process; RNA catabolic process
Cellular component (GO): nucleoplasm; ribonuclease H2 complex
Source: RefSeq, a predicted model, not a curated record
AAAGUUGCGCGGGCUUGGACGCGUUGGAGUCGCGUCUCUUAUCGUUAUCGCAAUUCAGGAACGAACAACUGCUGUUCGAGACUUCGGCAUCAACAGAACAUACAGAACACAUUGUUCAGCGACAGAGGCAAUGGCGCCCAGUACGACCAGAUCAAAAGCAAAGGCGAAGGGGCCAGCACCCAAGACUGGGGCCGGCGCAACAUCCGCAACCACACAGAAGAAGCCAGUACAACCCGAUUCUAAGAACCCGCCCAAACUCUUCGUCCUUCCCAAGGACGUCAGCUCCGAAGCUCGAAUUGCUACAUUAGCCCAUCCUAGAACUUCCGAUCCCACACGAUACUUCAUCUGCCCGGAAAAGGGUUUCUUUGAGUUCACAAAAAUCGCCGCCCCGAAGUCCCAACCUCGAAGUUGGCUGCUCGCCCCUAACGAGGAGGAAUGCGCAGCGGAAGAUUCUCAAACUACUAGUAAUGGAAAAAAGGAGGCCACCGUGAAAGAUGAAGGAAACGAAUAUACACCUUCAGAAGGCUAUAUCACCUCCUCGGCCGACCUCUUCCUCGCCACGCCCAUAGACCCGCUGUUCCUCCUCCUCCCUGCUCUCGCCGGCAAGUCUUCCAAGCCCAAAGAAGAACCUAAGCGCCUCUUCCUCGAAGCAGACGACUAUCUCGACAUCCUCUCCUCCGCGUCACCCCACCUCAAGUCACUUCUUAGCCAAGACUCUUUGCGCAGCAAGUUCACGGAUCGCCUAGAUGCCGUUUGCGACACAGUUGAUGCCGGCGAGACCAUGUACCGCCUCUCUGAGCCUAAGCUCAUCGCCAUUUUAGCUGAGAAAUGUACGACAGUAGUCGAAAAGGGGCUCCCGGCAAGCAUGGAGGACUUGCUAGUUAGCAAAGCCCUGGCCGUCCCUCUCCUCUCCGUAACGCGCGGAGAGGAUUGCCCUGACGAGGAACCUGAAGUUGCCGACGCAGAGAGUAGCGCUACUCCCAAGACCGAGAGCGCCGAGUCGCAAACACCAAGCUCAGCUACAGAUAGCUCUGCAACCCCAGUUUCGGAAGCAUCCACCGCCCUAACGACGCCUUCACCAGAUGCCAAACCACCAAUCGUUGCCCCUGAAGGCGUGCCGCACCUCCUUCGCCUCCGCACCGCCUUCCAGUACCUCUGCUCUUCCUACAUACCGGCCUCACUCAGCGCUUCUUUGGCUACCAAACUCAACACCCCCUUCCCCGACCAAGCAGCGUCUUUCCCCGAUUUCACCCCCCUAGACACCCACCUUGCGCACCUCGCAAAGCUACGCGCCGACGCCAUAGCAUCGCGGUCUAUGAACGACUUCUCAAGGAAGAGAGGCUUUGAGGACGAGGAAGCGGGUGAGACUAGGGCGGAGAAGAAGCGGAAGAAGGAGGAGGAAGAGAAGCUGGCGAAGAAGAAUGAGAGUAGGGGUGUGAGAGAUUUGAAGAAGGUGAAUGUGAGCGGGAUGAAGAAGAUGAGUGAUUUCUUCAAGAAGAAGACGUGAGGGGCGUGGAUACCCUUGGGUCAUGAGUGCUGUGUAUGAGUAUUUGAAAUAUGGGCGCUUAUGUGGAGUUUGCGUGGGGGCUUUUCAGGCGUUUGGGCGGUUGCAUGAACAUUAUUAGCAUUGUUGAACGUUCCUGGUGUGGAAUACAGAUAAAUGUCAGAAUCAGCAUUAUAGUUUCCCGAUUUAGAACGAGAUAUAUAGUGAACCACGUCCUAGACCCAAUAACAAGUAUUUAUAAUUUGCUACUGGAG